Messenger RNA from Bombina bombina (fire-bellied toad), 1808 nucleotides. RefSeq names its product solute carrier family 46 member 3 (gene SLC46A3). Bases 159 to 1541 code for a protein of 460 amino acids. Gene Ontology annotation, cellular component: lysosomal membrane. Gene Ontology annotation, molecular function: transmembrane transporter activity. Gene Ontology annotation, biological process: vacuolar transmembrane transport. The transcript is spliced from 6 exons. The record is from RefSeq and is a predicted model, not a curated record. NCBI's taxonomy places the organism in Eukaryota, Metazoa, Chordata, Amphibia, Anura, Bombinatoridae.
CAGUACAUUGCUAUGAGGUUGUUUUCCGGGCUGUUGGUUUCGAGAGCUGUCUAAGCGCUAUGCCCGCUGGAUAUCUGGUCUGUCAAAUACAAAUGAACCCAGAAGCUAUGUGACCUUUCUUUAUCUGGAAGAAAUCACUGAUUAAGAAAAACAGAAAAAUGAAGAAGUUUUUAUUGGUGGAACCGGUAGUUGCUAUCUACUGUUUUUCAAUCUUUUUAAGCUUGCCAGUGAUGCAGCAGUAUAUAUAUAGCAGACUGUGGCAACAAGAAUACAACUCCAGUUUUAUAAGUAAUGAUAGUGUAUCAAAUUGUGAAACAAAUCAAAGUAGCCCCAACUUUAUCCACCAGAAGGAUGUCCAGAAGAGAGCAUCAAUAUUUUCUACAACACUGGAUUUAAGUUCACUUAUUCCAAGUCUCAUAAUGGCUUUAAUUCUUGUAUCUUACGGGGAUCGACAUGGACGCAAAGCAUCAUUAUUUUUGCCCUGUGUUGGCGGUUUACUAUCGAGUUCUGUUUAUUUUACCGUUUCCUUUUUUUCUUUGCCACUGGAAACUUUAUACUUUUCGUCUAUAGUUAGUGGACUUCUUGGUAGCUUUGCAACAUUUCUUGGAGGUUGCUUCUCAUACGUAGCAGACAUAGCUAAAGAUGCGCAAAAGAAAAAUAUCCGUAUAGCUUUUGUUGAUAUGGUUCUUGGAUUGUCAAGUGGCGUCGCUGGUAUAGCAUCUGGCUAUUUUAUUAAAAGCUUAGGAUUUACCUGGUCACUUGCUAUUCCAGCUUUACUUCAUUUAAUCAACUGUCUCUAUAUUGUUUUUUUCCUGGAAGAAACUAUAAAAAGGUCAGAAUUUCAGCAACAUGUGUUUAGUAAAGAAGGAUUUAAGGAACUAUUUUCUGGAGUGUAUUUACUAUUUAAACAUUCAUCUUCCAAAAACAAGCUGGUUCUGAACCUUUUGCUUUUUGCCUUUAUGUCGUACUUGUUUACAAACUUUGGAGCAAUUACUCUUUUUACCCUUUAUGAACUGGAUUCCCCUCUGUGUUGGGAUUCAGUUCUUAUUGGAUGGGGAUCAGCAUUCUCCACUUUUUGCUUUUUAAGCAGUUUUCUAGGGAUUUACUUUUUUUCUCGGUGCCUUAACGAUUCAUACAUUGUUUUUAUUGGAAUUUUGUCAUGUAUCGGAGGAUUAAUUAUGGCUGCUUUUGCAAAAACAACCCUUAUCAUGAUGUUAGUGAGAGUUCCCUUUCUUUUUGCUGCUAUGCCUCUGCCUGUGCUACGCUCAAUGAUGUCUAAAGUGGUUUUGGAAACUGAACAAGGAGCACUGUUUGCAUGCAUUGCCUGUUUGGAAGCUUUAACAGGAAACAUCACAAUUGCCGUUUAUAAUGGCAUCUAUGCAGCCACUGUUUUAUGGUUUACUGGCUUUUCUUUCCUGUUGUCAGCCGGACUCUCCCUACUGCCGUUCGGUGUUGUGUGGCUUGUGCUAUGCAUUGGUUAUCAAGAAAGAGACCAUGUUCUCCUUGUUAACGAUGAUGAAAGGACUGAAGAGGAAUCAUGAGACACAAAUUCACAUCUGCUAUGCACUUUAGGAAAUUAAAUCUUGCAAAGUUUGUAGCUAUUUGUAGCAAUCUCAAAUUAAGGGAAUACAGAUAUGCUUAAGAUAGCCUGCUGUUUUGGGUAUAAAUGAGUAGCUUAUAUCUACUGUAAAUGGACUAUGAACUAAAUAAUAUAUAUGUAUAUUUGAAAUAUGAAAUGUUAUGUUAGAAUAUCAAAUGUAACUCUUGAAUUUAAAUUCAAUUUGAAUGAAAAUAAUAUCACUUAGAAA